AUGGCGCUGCUCUUUCCCGCCAUCCGCGCGGCCCGGCCGACGCGCGCAUCGGGAUCGCGCUUCGGCGCAUCGGGACCGCACCCGGCGCGCCCCGCGCUCACCCGCGCGGCCGUCGGCCCGGUUCGACCCGUCGGCGAAGAUGAUCAUCGCCACGGCGUCGAUGGCGGAGCGACGAGGCGCGUCGCCCUCGUCGCCGCGCUCGCGGCGCCCAUCCUCGGCUCGAUCCCCCGCCCCGCCCCCGCGCUCGCCUCGGAGCUCGAGGCUGUCGUCACCGACAAGGUCUUCUUCGACCUCGCGAUCGACUCGGUGCCCGCGGGGCGCGUCGUCGUCGGCGUCUUCGGGGACGCCUCCCCGAUCGCCGCGGCUCGGUUCAAGGCUCUGGCGAUUGGGAUCCAGGGGCUGGGG
Messenger RNA from Micromonas commoda, 405 nucleotides. RefSeq lists its product with no specific name. Gene Ontology annotation, cellular component: chloroplast. The annotation marks the transcript as partial. The transcript has a single exon. The record is from RefSeq and is a predicted model, not a curated record. Lineage: Eukaryota; Viridiplantae; Chlorophyta; Mamiellophyceae; Mamiellales; Mamiellaceae.